GCUCGAGUCCCACAUAAAACGGUCGUAUCAUUCCCGCGAACUUCGAUAACAUCCUAGCACACAACCAUCAUCUGCACUCAUAUCAACCAUGGCACACGGUUCUCAGAACGGCGUGUCCCGAAUGAACUGUCAUCCUGAAUACUAUCUUAAAGAUGGUAAUAUCACCUUCCACGUUGAAGGCACUCUAUUUCGUGUCCACCGACACUUCUUUGAGCGCGAAUCGCAAUUUUUCAUUCAGGAAUUUGCAAAAACACCCCAGGGGGGAACUUCCGAUACCAGCGCGUUUCGACUCGAUGAAGUAACCGCCGCCGACUUUACGAAAUUCUUAUGGGUCUGGUAUAGUCCCUUGUACAGACGCGGAAGCCUGACUGAACCAAAAGAGCAUUGGCUCACCAUACUGGAGCUCUCGACAAAGUGGCAAUUCCUAGAUAUGCAGAAGCUUGCCAUCGAUGAGCUCGAGAAGCUCAAUAUAGAACCCAUUGAGAAAAUCACCACGUACGACAAACACAAGAUCGACAAAUUGCUUCUGUUGCCUGCAUACAAACUCCUGUGCAAGCGGACGACCCGAAUAACCGAUGAGGAGGGUGAGAAACUCAAAGUACCCACCCUCCUCAGGAUAUUCGAGGCCCGUGACCGUGCGAGGAGCGCAGCGGAGGGCAGGCACCUGUCCUCCGCUGAUGCAGACAAGGAGUUGGAGAGGAUUUUGAUUGAAGUGUUCGCACUCAACAGUCAUGCUACUAAUCAACAGGGUGCGCAGUCGCAGACAAAAUCAGACCCAGACCCGAAUUCGAAACCGAAUCCGAAUGGGAAUGGAGCUGCCAAUGGCCAUAAGCCGUCUGGAUCAGGUUCCUCUACCCAGAAUGAUAAGCAGCAGCAGAAAGAUGCGGACAAAACCAAAGGCACGGUAUGUUAUUCAGUUUACUAAACGUACUUCACUGACGCUUAAGGCAUGAAGGCAAAGCCGAGAUGAGCGAGAAGCGGACGGAAGGCGGAGAUCGCUCCACUGCGUUCUCGAUUCUUGCUAUAGAUAGGAAAGUGGAGCGCGUUCUGCUCAGUUUGUAUCUUCCAACAUUCAUCCAAUCUGUCAUAACAGCAAUAUUCGCGUAAAUUGUUAUCUUUGUAUGAUAUCAGUGUCUUGAUUAGCCUAUGUAGUUUGAAAUUAUACACUGUCCAACGCUUAAAGCUUGAA
This is a messenger RNA of Suillus plorans, 1189 nucleotides long. RefSeq lists its product as uncharacterized. Bases 89 to 925 code for a protein of 278 amino acids. The transcript is spliced from 4 exons. The record is from RefSeq and is a predicted model, not a curated record. Lineage: Eukaryota; Fungi; Basidiomycota; Agaricomycetes; Boletales; Suillaceae. Gene Ontology annotation, molecular function: protein binding.